Molecule: messenger RNA, 346 nt
Organism: Paraglomus occultum
Lineage: Eukaryota; Fungi; Glomeromycota; Glomeromycetes; Paraglomerales; Paraglomeraceae
Source: the annotation of a GenBank genome assembly
UGACAUACUCAUUGACCUGAUUGAUAGAAAGAUCACAUCGUAUGCGCAAGGCUAUAGUCUCGGGCUGCUAACGGCGCACGUUUUAUUGCGAAUUGACUCAUCAGCCAGGGUAGAGGAGAAAACUCUGUUUGAACAUUUCUCCGAGUGCAUACUGUCUAAAUUUAAGAGCGAAGAAGAAGAUGAGUACGCAGGCAGUGAAGAUUCCAUGGAUAUAGAUUGGCGGAAUGGUAAAGUGUAUGAUUGGGUGCCGUCUAACGGGCCCGCUAGAGGUUUUGCUGAUGGACUGGUUGCAAAUGCCGAAAUGGUUGAGAGAAUAGCUAGGUCUUCCGUCUUCGAAAGAGACUAA